Molecule: messenger RNA, 822 nt
Organism: Nipponia nippon (crested ibis)
Lineage: Eukaryota; Metazoa; Chordata; Aves; Pelecaniformes; Threskiornithidae
Source: RefSeq, a predicted model, not a curated record
AUGGCUGCGUUGAGGAGGGAGCUGGUGCCGCUCAACGCGGAGCUCCUCGCCUCGGGGCGGCGGGUGAACGCCGAAACACCCCCGUUUCUGGGGUGCUUUGAUUUUGCGCCUGCUCCCAGGGUGGGCAAGAACAACGUGCGCCACUUCUGCAGCCCGGCAGAUGUUUCUGGCCCCUGUUCCGCUGCAUCAAAGACCCCUCCUCUGUCCUGGCGGGUCGCAGAGCGCGGCGUUAAAGUGUCAAAGGCUCCGUCCCUCGCCUUCGGCCCGGCGCUGGCAGCCGUCCCCAUGGACCUGGAUUCGGUCCUGAGGCCGAAACCAAUGGUGCUGCUUCUUGGAGCGGAAAGCCCCGCGCCCGCCACCGUCUCCAUCUCGCCCUCCGGCCUCAGCUCCACCUCGGCCAUCCCGGCCGUCCUCUCGCCCGGCUCCAUCCUGGCCUCCACGCAGGGCAGCGGCGGGCAGCAGAUCCUCCACGUCAUCCACACCAUCCCUUCUGUCAACCUGCCCAGCAAGAUGGGCAACCUCCAGACCAUCCCCGUGGUGGUCCAGUCCCUCCCUGUCGUCUAUACCACCAUGCCCACCGACGGCGUCACCGCCAUCACCGUACCCCUCAUCGGGGGCGACGGCAAGAACGCCGGGUCCGGCGAGAAGCCCUACAAAUGCACCUGGGAAGGCUGCGCCUGGAAGUUCGCCCGCUCCGACGAGCUGACCCGGCACUUCCGCAAGCACACGGGCAUCAAGCCCUUCCGCUGCUCGGACUGCGACCGCAGCUUCUCCCGCUCUGACCACCUGGCCCUUCACCGCCGGCGGCACAUCAUGAUGUGA